Oryza brachyantha (malo sina) is the source of this 1845-nucleotide messenger RNA. RefSeq names its product zinc finger protein CONSTANS-LIKE 13-like. Bases 142 to 1350 code for a protein of 402 amino acids. Lineage: Eukaryota; Viridiplantae; Streptophyta; Magnoliopsida; Poales; Poaceae. The transcript has 4 exons. Gene Ontology annotation, molecular function: zinc ion binding; protein binding. The record is from RefSeq and is a predicted model, not a curated record.
AUCUUAUCGCGCAAGCAACGAGGCGUCAUCUCCUUUUCCACUUCUUAAUCAUCUUCUUCUUGUACGCUCCACUCACCCACCGAGCUUGACGCUGCUCUCUCUCCGCGGCGCGGCGGCGGCGGAGUCGGAGUCGUCGGGAGGAUGGAUCGAGGUGACAGGGAGGUAGCUGAAGAGAGGGUGGAUCAAGAACCGGAGGUGGAGGUCGAGGAGAAGGAGGAGGAGGGGUCCAAGGCGGGAGAGGCCGACACGGGCACGGGCACGGCGGCGUGCGACUACUGCGGCGGCGCGGUGGCGGCGGUGUACUGCCGGGCCGACACGGCCAGGCUCUGCCUGCCGUGCGACCGCCACGUGCACGGCGCCAACGCGGUGUGCUCCCGCCACGCGCGGGCCCCGCUCUGCGCCGCCUGCCGCGCCGCCGGGGCCGUCUUCCGCCGCGCCGCCGCGGGCGACUUCCUCUGCUCCAACUGCGACUUCGCCAGGCACCGCGGCACGGCGCCGCUCCACGACCGCUGCACGGUGCAGCCGUACACCGGGUGCCCCUCCGCGCUCGACCUCGCCGCGCUCCUCGGGGUCGCCUGCUCCGACAAGGCGGCGGCGGCGGCGGCGGAGGGGGGAGACGGCGGGUGGUGGGCCAUCUGGGAGGAGCCCCAGGUGCUCAGCCUCGAGGACCUCAUCGUCCCGACCACUUCCUGCCAUGGAUUCGAGCCUCUCCUCACGCCAUCCUCCCCCAAGAAUCAAAGCUCGUCGGAUCUGAAGGUGAGUGAGGAGAUCAUAAGACAGCUAACGGAGCUCGCCGAUUCGGACGGUGGCGCGCUCGUAGAGGCUCAUCGUGAGGCGGCAGAGCCGGCUGGUGAUCAGCAGUUGCCUUCAUGGGCAACAUCACAGCAACAGCACAUCGCUGGACAUGGCAAUUUUGGUACUGAGAACACCAAUGAUGUUACAACCAUGCCGACACCUGGCUAUGAGAAUGCUGGAUGGGACAACAGUGAUUACCAUGUGCUAAAUGAUUCAUGCAAGAUCGAGUUCACAUAUGAGCAAGCUCCAGUCAGCUCAGCUGAAGCAUGCCUUUCAUCAUUCGUUCAGAUAUCUCAACUUUGUCCCAGCAUGAGCAAUGGUGGCAACAUGGAGGACACUCGCCAGACAAAUCCUGAAAAUGGCACACCAAUGCAAGUCCACCCCAAGAGGCCUGAAAUAGUUCCUUGCCCCGACAGGAACUCCGUCAUUUCACGCUAUAAAGAAAAGAGGAAGACAAGAAGAUUCGACAGGCAGGUCCGGUAUGAGUCUCGAAAAGCUCGAGCUGAUAGCAGGCUGAGGAUUAAGGGCCGUUUUGCGAAAACGAAUCAGAUUUGAGCCUUAAUAUAUUUUGCAUCUUGUACAUGAGAAUACUAAAUAGGACCAAACCAUAAAGUACAAGAAAAUCUCAGUAUUUUGUAUGUACCCAGCAACCCACCCAGUGGCCACACUAUACCGAGGAGAAUCUGUUUUUUAUGUACCCAGCAACCCACCCAGUGGCCACACUAUACCGAGGAGAAUCUGUUUCAUCGAACUCAGUAUUAUGAAGUCAAUGAUACUUCUUACAUGCAAAGGGUAUUGACAUUAUGGUUGUUUGCCCACAGCUUUACUGCACUCUAUCUCAGUGUUACUGCAAGGAGAUUUGCUCUAGUCCAACAAAAAGUACCUACCAAAUCGUUUUUCACUGUUGGAUUUAGCUGAAUAGGAUGUGCACUGUUAGAUCAAUAAUCAUAAGUGAUUUGGUACCUCGAGAGGUACCUCGAGAUACUUUUUGUUGGACCGAAACAAAUCUAUAUUGCAAAAGCUUAUGAUGACCAGUUUAAUUGUGUCACA